GUGCCGCAGUGGUGGCCAUCUUAGAGUCGCCUACAAAGGAGCGCGAGCGGCAACGUCAAGAAGCGGCAACAAUAACAACAAACACCCAGAAACAACAACAACGAUAACCACGGCCACGAUACACAACAGCACAGGCAUCAGCAGCAGCAGCAGCCACUCACAACAGCCACUCGCGCCGCGACUCUAGACGCAGCCACGCGCGGCGCGCACGGCCACGCGGCGCGCAGCCCCCUCCGGGCCGCGGUUCAUGUUGAUGCUGCGCGCCGAGGGGAGCGCGGGGGCCACGGAGCAGCAGGGAGAGAGGGCGGCAGCGGCAGCAGCAGCGGGGAGAGGGCAGGAGGUGGCAGGGUUUAGCCACAGUCCUCUAGGACAGGUCUCAGGCCAGGGCUCGGGGAAAGAGUCGGGGCAAGCGCAGCAGCAGCAGCAGGGUUCCGCGCAGGUGUCUGGCUCGGGGAAGGACUCUGGGCAGGGGCUGGAGCCGAGUCCGGGACAGGCCCAACUCCACUCGGCUCUGCAGUCGCCCCACGGCACCGCGCACCACGCCGCCAAGAGGUUCAAGGGGCAGCAGUGCGAUCUGGACAUGGACGAGGGGCAGCAGAACCAGCGCAGGGCGACCAUCUCGGCGCUCGGCCACACGAAUGGCCUCACCAAGGCGGCCGCGGGCGGCAGCAGCGGCAACAACAAACCCGGCUCGGCCAAGAAGCUCGUCAUCAAGAACUUCAGAGACAAGCCCAAGCUGCCUGACAGCUACCCUGCGGAGACGUGGCAAAAGCUGCAGGAGGCUGUGCAGGCGAUCCAGAACAGCACCUCCAUUAAGUACAACCUAGAGGAGCUCUACCAGGCGGUGGAGAACCUGUGUUCGUACAAGAUCUCUGCAAAGCUUUACCUACAGCUGCGGCAGGUGUGCGAGGAGCACAUCCGCGCUCAGAUCCAGCACUUCUGGGGAGGCUCGAUGGACAGCGUGUUGUUCCUGAAGCACAUCGACAAGUGCUGGCAAGAUCACUGCCGGCAGAUGAUAAUGAUCAGAAGUAUCUUCCUGUUUCUGGACCGUACAUACGUGCUGCAGAACUCUAUGUUGCCCUCCAUAUGGGACAUGGGUCUGGAGCUGUUCCGCACGCACGUUGUCAGUGACCGCCUAGUGCAGAACCGCACAAUCGACGGGCUCCUGCUGCUCAUUGAGCGUGAGCGCAGCGGCGAGACGGUUGACCGUAGCCUCCUGCGCAGCCUCCUCAGCAUGCUGUCUGACCUGCAGAUAUACCAGGACUGCUUUGAGCAGAGGUUCUUGGUUGAAACAAAUCGCCUGUACGCAGCGGAGGGACAGAGACUUAUGCAGGAGCGCGAGGUGCCGGAGUACUUGCAUCAUGUGAACAAGCGGCUAGAGGAGGAGUCCGACAGAAUCAUCACCUACCUUGACCAGAGCACACAGAAGUCACUCAUCGCCUCCGUGGAGAAACAGCUACUAGGGGAGCACUUGACGGCCAUCCUGCAGAAAGGGUUGAACAACCUCCUGGAUGAGAACCGGAUUCCUGAGCUGUCCCUGCUCUAUCAGCUGUUCAGCCGUGUUAAGGGCGGAAUCCAGGUCUUGCUGCAGCACUGGGCCGACUACAUCAAGGUGUUCGGCACGACGAUCGUGGUGAACCCCGAAAAGGACAAGACGAUGGUGCAGGAACUGCUAGAUUUCAAGGAGAAGGUGGACGUGAUCGUGGAGGUUUGCUUCCAGCGCAGCGACAAGUUCAUCAACGCCAUGAAGGAGGCCUUCGAGACGUUCAUCAACAAGAGGCUCAACAAGCCUGCUGAGCUCAUCGCCAAGUAUGUGGAUUCUAAACUGCGCGCGGGGAACAAAGAGGCGACUGACGAGGAGCUGGAGAGGCUGCUCGACAAGAUCAUGAUCAUCUUCCGCUUCAUCCACGGAAAAGACGUGUUUGAGGCAUUCUACAAGAAGGACCUGGCGAAAAGGCUGCUGGUGGGGAAGAGUGCGUCUGUGGACGCUGAGAAGUCCAUGCUCUCCAAACUCAAGCACGAGUGUGGAGGGGCGUUUACCAGCAAACUGGAGGGCAUGUUCAAGGACAUGGAGCUGUCCAAGGAUAUCAUGAUCCAGUUCAAGCAGUACAUGCAGAACCAGAAUGAUGCCAACAACAUUGAGCUGACGGUGAACAUCCUCACCAUGGGCUACUGGCCGACGUACACGCCUAUGGAGGUCCACCUACCCCCUGAGAUGGUGAAGCUGCAGGAGGUGUUCAAGACCUUCUAUCUGGGGAAGCACAGUGGCCGCAAGCUGCAGUGGCAGCCCAGUCUGGGGCACUGUGUCCUCAAGUCUGAGUUCAAGGAGGGGAAGAAGGAGCUGCAGGUGUCGCUUUUUCAGACCCUUGUCCUGCUGAUGUUCAAUGAGGGCGAGGAGUUCAGCUUCGAAGAUAUUCGCACGGCCACAGGCAUUGAGGAUGGGGAGCUGCGGCGUACACUGCAGUCACUGGCGUGUGGGAAGGCACGCGUCAUCAACAAAGAGCCCAAGAGCAAGGACGUGGAGGACGGGGACCACUUCCUUCUCAACGGGGACUUCAAGCACAAGCUCUUCCGCAUCAAGAUCAACCAGAUCCAGAUGAAGGAGACGGUGGAGGAGCAGGCGAGCACGCACGAGCGCGUGUUCCAAGACCGGCAGUACCAGAUUGAUGCAGCCAUCGUGCGCAUCAUGAAGAUGAGGAAGACACUGAGUCACAACCUGCUCGUCACGGAACUCUACAACCAGCUCAAGUUUCCCGUAAAGCCGGCCGACCUCAAAAAGCGUAUCGAGUCUCUGAUCGACCGGGAUUACAUGGAGCGCGACAAGGAGAAUGCCAAUCAGUACCACUACGUGGCCUGAGAGUGAAGGGGGGCGGAGCAGCGUGGGGGACCCUGCUUUUACUGGGGCAGCGUUGCUUCCCAAAAACCGGACACGGCAGCUGAGCGGAGCGACGCUCGUCUGCAAAACGGACGCUUUAACCCAUGGACAAAUCUGAGCAGAGUGUGUGGGGAAGCAACGCGAUGCGACAGCGAGUAAAACUCAAUAGUGUUGAUGCAGGUUUUGGAGUUAAGUGAGUGGAUGAAUUAAAGUUUGUGUACACACGUCGCCGCCCUACGUCUGUGCUUGGUGCUGAAACGCAGAAGUGACGUGGACACACGAGUGUAGCUGCCGGAUGCCCAUGUGCAUUUAGCAGAUGGCGUUGGUAACACCAUGCCGUGUCACUUGGAAGCCUGGCCUGGAGUGGGGACAAAUCUGCAAUGGCAUUGGUGGUGCCCAGUUCAAGACCGAGGUCAUCUUGCCCAUCUACUGCUGCCCCUGCUCCUUCAUAAUGGCCUACUUUGCCUCUGACACUGGUUUGUGGGGAAAGUGGAAUGGUGUGGGCCGCUUGUGUCCCCAAGGGUUCAGCUGAAAAUUCUGCUCCUCACGAUCGCUUGGGAGAGUGAACACUGAAAAAAAAAUUAGAAAUGCGCACGUGGAAGGAACAAACUGCUUCACGCAGUGAGCAUCAGUCCCUGCCAUGCGCUAUGAUUACCGCUGCAGCCAAACUUGCGUCUGCAUGCGGCGCCACGGGGCCAAAGCCUCGGCAAACUGGAGCGAACCCCAUCGCCAGCGCUUCAAACAGCUCCAUGGCAUCCAGACUUUGCCUAAAUGCUGCAUUUCCAUUUUGGCCACGAGCACGGCCGCCUUCUGCUUUAAAGUCGCAUCCUCCUUGGAUGUGUGAGUUGAGCUGAGGAUGCAUCCAAGAAAGGAUAGGGCUCGGUUCAGCAACGUAGAGUCUGGAGCCUCGGCUAGUAGGCCUGUGCACUUGUUUAUUUUUUAAAACAAAUGAGCGUCCCCGUUUAUCCAUGCAGAUCCUUUCUCUGCUAGUUUCUGUUAAAACCUCGACUGCACCACUGACGCCAGUGUUAAAGCGUUCACCUUACGUUGAUUCGCUGUUGAUGUUUUGGUUGCGGCUGCCUCGGUGCUACCUUGUGUUGCCAGUUUUCCAUCCCUCGUGCCGAGAUUGUGUCGCCUCGGUUCGCUGUGCCAGGCGUAGAAGUAAUGAAAGCAAUAACUCGCUGGGGCCCCGAGUGGCCAGUGCUGCUGGAUUUACUGUCUCGCAGUUCUCCUGUUGGCACCACAGUUGUGACUAUCGAUUGCUCUACUUUCUCAGCGUAAUUAAGUCAAACGAUUUGCUGGGUAUUUAUUUUCGAGUUUAGACAAUGUUGAUUGAGUUCACAAAGCUGUAGUUGGCUGUGAUGCCCCACGUAUUAAAUUCAUGCUGGAGUGAGUGGGUCCCGAAGGCCUUGCUAGUUGCUCACGGUGAUAACCAGUCACCUGUUUAACUCCGAUCUGUAGGUCCAGGUCACACUUUGAGGAAAAUGAUGAGGUCCUGUUAAUUGGGCUAAAGCUUAGGUCACUCGUGGGCGCUAAAGAGGUAUCUGUGAAAUUAGAGAUAAGGUUCCAACAUGCUUAUUCUUUGGGUCUUACGGUAAAGUCAUGUAGAUAGGUUCAAAGAAAGUUAAAAAGUACGUUUCGAUCGCAACACCACCUGAUGACGACCGCUUGUGUUGUGAUCGAAACUUAUUUUUUUGUUUUCUUUGAACCUAUCUACGUGACUUUACCGAAAGAUCCAAAUGAUAUGAAUUCCAGCAGUCACGAAAGCUUUACGUCAAGAUUUAGGUGCGACAUGCUUUUACUAAUUUCAUCCGUACCUGUGUGCUGGCAAGUCUGGUAGCCUCAGACCCAGGGUCCCUGCCGAGAGCCUUGUGUUCUCGCCAACAGGAUGAUGAUACAUCGCACCAUGUCUCUCAUGACUGGUUAAUUUGGGCUGUGGAAAUGUAGACUUUAAGUUAAACCUCAGGAUAUCGCAGAGCACCCAUAUGUAUGCAUUCAUCUCUAUUCUGUUGAGGUUUUUCUUUUGGUUUCUCUUGCGCCAUCCAUCGCCCCUGUAAGAAGCAGCCCAGCAAGUAGGUUUCUGACACGUGGAGUUUGAGUAUUCUCUCCUCGAGGAGAAUACUCUGCGUUGGUUUCUCCGAGCCCUUUCAGGCAUGAAGGAAUAUGAAUUAAGAAUUGAGUAAAUUAAGCAUGAAAAUUUGGCUAAAUGCUGCUUGAGUAAAUAAAUACAUUUACAAAGUGUAAUUCGUGUAGUUGCUCAGAAGCAGCGUUCACUGCUAAUAGAUAAACCGUACUGAUAGUGACAGUAAUGCCAUUUAAAUGCUGUGAGGGCUGGUCAAAGACAGGUGUCAUUAGUAAGAGUCAUAUAUUGUCCAUUUGUUGUGGAGGUUCAGUUUUACAUUGAAAAUUUCCUGUCAGGAAACACUGACAAUACUGCAGAUUCUGCUGAAAUAUACUCUGUAAAGGUCCUCACUUAGUCAUCGUUAAUAUUUUCUCAAACUAUAAUUUGAUAUGUUCACCCAGAAAGCCUUGCUGACUCUCAACGCUUUAGUAGAAUCCUACUUGCUCUGUUUGACCAAUUCCCUUUUAAAUGUGGGAUAAAACGAGUGCCUGGAGUUUUGACUGUGCUCCACAUACAAGUAAGACAUCUACUUGCUCUACAGCGUCCUUUCGGCUUGACGAAGUUGCCCAUAAGAUGGUUUCCCAGCACGACACAUCCCUGCAUGAUCGAUCGACACUGCCACUGGCUCACAGGGUUCGUCGCCGCAUGGAGAAUGAUUGAGCACGGAGCCAGCCUGAAUUGUCCCACUGUGUCCUUACCAAUGUCCACACUGACAGUGUCCGGCCUGAUACCUGAGAUAUGGCAUUAGUGGGAUCUUUCUCAAUAGGACACCGUUUUUGAUUAACACAGAUAUCCAUUGGAGCAACCACCCUGAUUACAGAUCUAUGAGUGUCAAGAGCACAGACCUUUGUAUUGACCCAACGGUCAGUGUUGCAAUACAACUAAUGUACUUGACUCCUAAUGGACCUCGUUGAAUGGUGGCCACGCUUUUGUCGCCCUCUGUGAGAGUGGAGAUGGGUUAAAAUACAGCACAGGCAGUUUUACAAAUUCAACCCCUUCAGCACGUGACGCCCCAUCCAAGGAUCCCCCAGAGUCGAGCCACUCGAGAUGAUGCUCAGUUUGCAAUGUGGUGACCGCACAUGUUCAUGGAUAUUAAACUUUAUUUUUUAGUCCAUAUCCGUAAGUACAGUUGUUUUAGGAACCCCGUUAUGUAUGACUUGUGUUAUCUGCGUUGAAAUGAGACUGCACAGUGUGAGAUGCGUGCUCUUUUCAUGUAAUGUUUGGUCAUGGCGAAUUGCCGAUUGCGUGCGUGCUCAGUCCCACCCUGGCCUUGCAGCGUCAUCCCGACUCAUGGCGUUUAAAGCGAACGCUGUCAUUGGGCACGAUGUACACAUGCACGCAAAACAGUUCAUGGAAAGCGCUUAUGUGUGGUUCAGUUCAACAGAUUUGAACUGAUGUGUAUGUCAUUACGCUGGCUAUAUUUCAUUAUUAAACUUUACAUUGAAUUUAAAAAAUAAAAGCAGUUUAUAAAAUGAAAACAAAACAUUGCACGGCUCCAUGUUGGUUUGAUUUGUAUUGUAAAUUAAAGUACUUUUGAAUUGUAAGGAAAAUAAAGUGCUGUAUAUUCAGA
Messenger RNA from Lethenteron reissneri (Far Eastern brook lamprey), 6567 nucleotides. RefSeq names its product cullin-4A-like. The record is from RefSeq and is a predicted model, not a curated record. Gene Ontology annotation, cellular component: cullin-RING ubiquitin ligase complex. NCBI's taxonomy places the organism in Eukaryota, Metazoa, Chordata, Hyperoartia, Petromyzontiformes, Petromyzontidae. Gene Ontology annotation, biological process: ubiquitin-dependent protein catabolic process. Gene Ontology annotation, molecular function: ubiquitin protein ligase binding.